Molecule: messenger RNA, 1941 nt
Organism: Penicillium arizonense
Lineage: Eukaryota; Fungi; Ascomycota; Eurotiomycetes; Eurotiales; Aspergillaceae
Product: putative alpha-1,6-mannosyltransferase subunit
Exons: 6
Coding region: 1-1941 (646 amino acids)
Cellular component (GO): membrane
Molecular function (GO): glycosyltransferase activity
Source: RefSeq, a predicted model, not a curated record
AUGCCCCAAAAGAUCACCGUCGCAGUGGCGCAAGCCCGCACCCUCUCUACACUAGAGACAACCCUGUGCGCCUUGAAGCAAAUAACCCAACAUGCAGCAUCAAAGGGAGUCCAUCUCAUCCUCUUCCCAGAAGCCUACCUAGGCGGCUACCCACGCACCUGUGAUUUUGGAACAGCCGUAGGCGCCCGCGAACCGCAUGGUCGCGAUCAAUUCCUGGAAUAUUUCCGCGCAGCCGUCGACCUGGGUGAUACGCCUGCUGGAGCCGGGGAUGAUUGGGUUGAGCGGAAACUACCUGUGGCGAAAGGACGGGACCAUCGGGGCGAUGGGACUAGGGAGUUUCUUGAGAAGGUGGCCAGGGAGACGGGGGUGUUUAUUGCUACUGGAUUGAUUGAACGGGCUGGGGGUAGUUUGUAUUGUUCCGCUUUGUAUGUCGAUCCCGUGCGGGGAGUCUUGGGGAAGAGGAGGAAGGUUAUGCCGGCUGACGUUUACUUGCUUCUGGUGGGAAAGACUGCCUCGGAGCGUCUUGUUUGGGCUCAGGGAUCGCCUUCUACCCUCAAGGCUAUUACUACUGAGCUCAAUGGUGUCAAGCUUACCAUUGCUGCUGCUAUCUGCUGGGAAAGCUUCAUGCCCAUGCUUCGGCAGAGUCUUUACUCGCAGAAUGUGAAUAUCUAUCUCGCGCCGACGGCUGAUGGUCGUGAUACCUGGUUGCCUCUUAUGCGUACGAUUGGUGGCGAAGGUCGGACCUUCGUGCUCUCUUGCAACCAGUGCGUGCGAUAUAACGAGCUUCCAUCCUGGAUUACCCAGCAGGGCAACACUUCCAAGGAUAUCCCAGAUCACUAUAUUUCGCGCGGUGGCUCUUGCAUUGUCGGACCCCUCGGUGAAGUCGUGGCCGAGCCCAUUUGGGAGGUCUGCACCGAUGACGCCGAUGGUUCUAAGAUUGGAGAUGGGCUUGUGAUCUCCGAGAUUGACCUGGAGGAUUUACUGGGGAGAAUGCAAUUCGCCCUGCCUCCACGGAGGAGUCCCCUCCCAAUCGCGCGAUCAUCGCGAACGCCGUCCUACCGAAGAAAGCAGCUCAAGACAGUCGCCAUAUUCGGCUUCGCAAUUUUCUCCCUCCUCUAUCUAUUACACCAUUUCUUCUCCUCAACCUCGACACCCGCUGCUGCAUCAGCAGGCACUUCAGGUGUCGUGAUUGUCACACUACUUGAUCGCAAACACUUUAGUGAGAGCUAUGUGAAGAAGAUCGUCGCAAACCGGGAAGAUUAUGCAAAGCGUCAUGGGUAUACAAACUUCUUCGCCAGCAUCUCCGACUACGAGGAAGCCAUCGGCGACGCCCCAAAAAGCUGGGCAGUCGCCCCAGCAGUCCGACACGCGAUCGCCACCCAUCCGCGCGCGGCAUACUUCUUCCAUCUAAGCCCCCACUCUCUCAUCAUGAACCCGAGCAAAUCGCUCAAAUCGCACCUUCUCGAAAAGGGCCGGUUGGAAUCUUUGAUGUUGAAAGAUACACCCAUCGUACCGCCCGAUAGCAUCAUCAAGACAUAUACACAUCUAAAGGAGAAAGAUGUGGAUCUGAUUGUCACGCAGGACAAGGAGAAUCUCAAUCCCGGGAGCUUUAUCCUUCGGAAUGGAGAGUUUGCGCGGUUUUUCCUUGAUAUCUGGUUUGAUCCGUUGUAUCGGAAUUACAAUUUUGCUAAGGCGGAGAUUCAUGGCUUGGAUCAUAUCAUGCAAUGGCAUCCGACUGUUCUUGCCAGGACUGCCUUGGUACCUCAGCGUACUUUGAGUUCGUAUGGCAAAGAUUCCUUGGCUGCUUCAUUGGAUGGGAUCUACAAAGAUGGUGAUCUUGUAGUUCAAUUCCAGGGCUGUGAGGAAACAGAGGGCCGCGAUUGCGCGCAAGAAUUUGAGCCAUAUUACAAUUUGUGGCAGAAGAAAGUGAAGAGUGACUAA